AUGCUUGUACGUAGUACAACCUGGAUUGAAGGAAAGGUGUGGCCACGCCCCACAAAAGCAUGUGGAGAUGUGAAACCAGCCCUAGGGUUCCGGUUUCACCCGACCGAUGAAGAACUGCUCCAUUACUACUUGAAGAAGAAGGUUUCAUUUCAGAAGUUUGAUAUGGAGGUCAUUAGAGAGGUGGACUUGAAUAAGAUGGAGCCUUGGGAGUUACAAGAUGGGGAUGAUGCUCAAGCAAACUCUGGUGAGGAUGGCUGGGUGAUUUGUAGGGUGUUUAAGAAGAAGAAUCUAUUCAAGGUAAGCAAUGAACGAGGAAGUACAAGCACGAACUCAUCCGAACAACAACUCCACACAUCAAGCACCAAUCAAGCUCGCAUUUUCAUGCACAGAGACAGUCAAUACUUACUACGUCAACACCAUAACCAAGGCAGUACUCAACAGCCAUUUGAAAUAAACAAGCCUGAGCUAGCCCUUCACUAUCCUCACAUGGCAACACCUCAUCAUUAUUCUCUCUUCCAAUCCCAAACCCUAUUGCCAGCUCAUAAGCCUUUAGGUUAUGACUACUCGGCUCUCCCUUCGGACUCACCGGUCAUAGUUAAGCAACUCAUGUCAAACGCAAGGGAUUGUGAGAGUGGCAGUGAAAGCCUGAGGUACCAAGCUUGUGAGCCAGAGUUAGAGGUGGGCACAUGCGAAGCACCUCAACAAAUGGUUUCGGGAAGAGAUGAUCAGGGCUUGAAUGAAUGGGCUAUGCUUGAUAGGAUCGUAACUUCUCAUCUAGGAAAUGAAGAUUCUUCUAAAGGGGUGAGGUUUGAUGAUGCAAAUAAUGCACCACCCAUGCACCCAAUUAAUCAGCUCUCAUUGCGUGGGGAGAUGGAUUUCUGGCGCUAUGGAAAAUAG
Messenger RNA from Dovyalis caffra, 897 nucleotides. Lineage: Eukaryota; Viridiplantae; Streptophyta; Magnoliopsida; Malpighiales; Salicaceae. The record is from the annotation of a GenBank genome assembly.